Messenger RNA from Zygotorulaspora mrakii, 699 nucleotides. RefSeq names its product Irc22p (gene IRC22). The record is from RefSeq and is a predicted model, not a curated record. The transcript has a single exon. Bases 1 to 699 code for a protein of 232 amino acids. Gene Ontology annotation, cellular component: endoplasmic reticulum membrane. NCBI's taxonomy places the organism in Eukaryota, Fungi, Ascomycota, Saccharomycetes, Saccharomycetales, Saccharomycetaceae.
AUGCUAGCAAUCCAAUUACUCUGCAGUUUCUUUCUAAGCUUUUUUUUGGUAAAUGCAACCGCAAUCGAGGAAACAAUCGCCUCUUUUAGCGACAAGAAUACAAGUGAUGAUCAUGUCGACUUUACCGAGAGCUCUCAAGAGAAGCCCCAGCAUGUCGAUAUUGAUGUCACGUACGAUAUAUUGGAAAAGCCUGAACUAAAAUUUGACAGUCCAGUAGAGUUUGCUGCUGAAGAAUAUGCCACGUUCAAUUUCACUUUGAAGAAUAAUGAAGAGGUCAACAUAACCGUGGUAGGAAUAUCCGGGCAUGUUAUUAGUAACCCUGAAGGCUAUCAGGUUGCAAAUAUAUCUGAGAGAGCAGUUGGUCCUUAUGAAGUUCCAGUCAAUGGAACACUCAACUUUCAGACUGCUGUUCAGCUCAUUCUUCCUGAAGGCUCCUUCUAUGUGGCGCCUUUAGUUGCAGUCGUUCAAGACCAGAAGCCCAUGAGGCUGGGCAUACGUCCACUUUCAAUAUUUGUAUCACCACCUCCAAUGUCUUUUUUUAAUCCUGCGUUUAUUUCAGUCCAAGUCAUUCUUGCUCUGCUCAUCGCUGUCCUUGUUGUACCACUCAUGAACUAUUUCAAAACCGAUUCUAAGAAAGCCAAAGCCGUGAAGCCUACUUCUGUUGAUGAAUCGUGGUUACCUGAAACCUACAAGAAGUGA